This is a messenger RNA of Lytechinus pictus (painted urchin), 3104 nucleotides long. Its product is annotated as monocarboxylate transporter 2-like. The transcript is spliced from 4 exons. Gene Ontology annotation, biological process: transmembrane transport. Gene Ontology annotation, molecular function: monocarboxylic acid transmembrane transporter activity. Gene Ontology annotation, cellular component: membrane. The coding region runs from base 176 to 1720 and encodes 514 amino acids. Lineage: Eukaryota; Metazoa; Echinodermata; Echinoidea; Temnopleuroida; Toxopneustidae. The record is from RefSeq and is a predicted model, not a curated record.
ACUCUAUGCCAGCAGCAGUCUCUUGUUGAACACCACAAUAAGAUUGAGCCACCAUUAAAUUUGCCUUGUCACCGACGUGUGAAUAUCCUUUAUAAGUCGACGACUUUAUAAUCUAAAUGCAACUGAGUUUCAAUUCAUAAGCAGCCAAUCUUGAUUUCCAUUGAUCUUUUUGAAAAUGGCAUCAUUAAACAUUGAUGACGACAAGCUCGAUCAUGAUCUCAACGAGGACGAUCCUGCUGGGGCAGACGAGAACGCAAUGAAGGAAGAAACCAAUCUAAUCGACAAGGAGAUUCGUGAAGGAGGCUGGGGGUGGGUCAUCGUCUUUUGGGCGUUCUUUACAAAACUACUCUUCAGUGGAACUAUAAAAGCCUUUGGGGUUCUAAUGCCGAAUCUCGUGAUUCAUUUUGGAGGAACAUCCAUCUCUAAACUUGGUCUCAUUUUGGCUCUUUUCGGAACAUUUUCUGAUAUCACAGGUUUUACCAGUGCUCCCCUUUGCAAGGUAUUUGGUGCAAGAUCCGUUGCAGUCGUCGGUGGUAUCCUCUGCAGUAGUGGAGUAAUACUAGCAUCGUUCGUUACAUCAUCAACUCAGCUUGCUGUCUGUUUAGCAGUAGCAGGUUUCGGCUUUGGCUUUCCAUUAGUACCGUCACUCGAGCUGAUAAGGUUGUUUUUCACCAAACGAUUUGCAAUAGCCAAUGGACUGAUAUAUUCUGGGACUGGUAUAGGCGUUGUGGUGUUUGCACCUCUUGGUCAAGUUCUCCUAGACACUUACGGAUGGCGGGGCACUUUCAUGGUUCUUGGUGCUCUAUGUCUCCACGUGGUGGUACACGGAGCCGUUUUAAGGCCUCUUCCGAGCAGCCAUUGUAAUGAGGAUGAAGCCAAGCCGAAGAAAACGGAGAAAGAUGCUGUUUCUGAACAAAAGGAUAGAAACAUCACACAUUUGACAAACCUAAAGAAAAAUAAGACAUGUAAUUUGCACGAGGACAGAAUUCCACUUUUAAGUACUAGUACACACGACUUAAACCUCAAUGGGUCACCGCUAUCAUUGUCUCCAUUGCAACGAACUUCAGCAGAAGAUGACGAUGAAGCAAUCAGAUCUAGAUGUUGGAACACUUGCGGACAUCAUUUUCCAUUUAAGUUAUUCAGAAAUCCACUGCUUUACCUAGUCCUGAUUAUACAGUUCUUUGCCCGUUUCGCAAUAGUGGGAUGGUUAUUGUUCUUCAUCCCUUAUCUUCAAAGUAAAGGGAUGACACCUCUUGUCGCAGCUUCCAUUGCAUCUGUAUCUGGUAUCUUUUCGACAAUAGCUCGGGCAACUCACGGUUUGAUCAUCGAUUUCGGGUUUCUGACUUCUGAGAAACUCUAUCUGAUGGCGACAUGGGCUUUGGCCCUCUCCUUGAUGUUGUGCCCAGUCCUUGACUCGCAUGCUCAAAAUAUGGCGGCCGCGGCUCUGAACGGUGUGGGGAAUGGGAUCGUCAUGCCUCUCGGCACGGUUCUCUUGAAGCAAUCUACAGACAGAGAUGUCUUUCGCUCCUCUCUUAGUCUUUCGUAUGGCAUCAAUAGUCUUGCCCGUUUGCUUGGCGGGUAUACAAUAGGAAGACUGUACAUGAUAUAUGGAACUUUCGAUGUUGGCUUUCUUCUAAUGGGCAGCUUUCACGUUUUUACGGGCUUUGUCAUCAUCAUCUACAUGAACAUAAAACAACGAUACACGCCUUUAGAUUCAUAGAAGCAGUGGCGUACCUACGGGGGGCACGUGCCACCCCCCCCCCCCCCCACCCCCAUCGGCUGGCAAAACAAAAAAGGGGGAAAAGAGGGAGAAAGAAAAAAGAAACGUACUGGGGAAGAAGAAAUUAUUGUAUAUCUAUAUUAUAUUAUGUUAUUAUUUUAGAUAUGAAUUCUUCAUAACUUUAUGAAACAUAAUUUGCUUAUGGUCUAUGUGUUUAUCAUUUCUAUUGUUCGCAUUGUCUGUUUUAUGAGAUAUAUAAUCCUGUUGUACUAAAACAUCCCGUUUUAAAGUCAAUAUAUACCAAAUAUAUUUCCUCGCACUUCGAGUUGUCAUUGUAGUGACAUAUGCUUUUCUUUCAUGACUUCUUAAAGUGAUUGCCCCCUCUUAAGGUCUGAAUAUAAAAGAUUCCCAUUCCGUGCUUACGUUCGCAUUAGUGGAUUGGUGAGAUAAUUAUGUCUGCUCUUCAUGAAUUCCUUUUUAAAAGUCCUUAAAACGUCCCUUUUUCUGAUCUGAAUAUAAACAAAUUUCAGCUCGCCUUAGGCGCUCGCAUCAUUGGUUAGUGAGUAGCACAUGGUCUUAUUGUAUUCUUACAAACAACCUUAGAACGCGUUCAUGUCUAAAUUAAAAAAACAAUAAUUCAGCUCGCGCUUCGCGCUCGCCGUAUUUGAUUAGUGAGAUAUGUAUCCUAUUCAUGACUACAAUGACUACAAAAAGUAUUUCAUGUGUUUAGGUGUACUAAUUCUAACAAAAUCAGCAAGCGCUUGGCGCUCGCAGUAAAUGACUAUGGUGAGAUAUGUCUGCUCUUCAUGAAUUCCUUAAAAAAUUGUCCUUGAAAUGUGUCUGUUUGGGGUCAAUAUAUACAAAAGUUAAUCCCCUUGUUACGGAGCCCGGCAAUGGACAUGUGAAAAAUAUUUUUGUCACAUCAAAAUGACUUAAUAAUAUCAAAUUUUAAAGACCGAAUUAUUUCAAUAAAAUGAUCGAAUAUCUCAUUUUAAUGACAUAUUAUCUACUAAAAUUACUCAAUAUAUCGUUCUAAUGACUUUAUUAGAAUAGCAUAAUAACUAAUUUCAAAGACAUAUCCCAUUAAAAUGGUAUCAUAUCUCGUUUUAAUGACAUAAUUAUCUCAUCAAAAUGACAAAUAUUUUUCACAUGUCCCUUCCCGGGUUACGUAUCUUGUUCUUGAUAUGUAUAUUAACAUCAUGGAUAAUAUCCCUAAUCACCCAACUUAUCUUACGUGUGCAAUUUUAUAUGUAAAGGCCAGAACAGGAAAUGUUUUAUGUAUAUCAUAAACUAAUAAAUUGCAAUAUUUUGCAAUAUAAUAUGCUUCAAUGUCAUGUAAUGCGAUUGCUAUGGAGCUGCAAUCAAAUAAAGUAAUAUUUGCCUG